Molecule: messenger RNA, 776 nt
Organism: Acanthoscelides obtectus
Lineage: Eukaryota; Metazoa; Arthropoda; Insecta; Coleoptera; Chrysomelidae
Source: the annotation of a GenBank genome assembly
CUUACCAUUACUUAUAACUCAUAUAAAUUCAGAAAUAUUCCCGGUAUUUCGCACUAUGUGAGCUAAUCUCUCAAAACAAUAUGCAAAAUGCUUUCUGUAAUUUACUUAAUCGCUGUAGCAUGUGUGAUGUUUUUCAUUGGCUGCGAAGAAAUACCCAAUGAACCAAACAGUAUUGAGCUUCUAGUACUUGACAAGGAUGCUAACGACACAAUCAUGGCAAGCAUUUCUCCAAAUAAUAAAUCUUUUGUGGUUGACGAAGUAAUUCCUCUGCAAGAGUCCAAUGGAAAUACAUCAAAUCGAGGAAAGAUAAUACUGCACAGCAAGUGGACAUUGAAGCCGAUUGUUUAUGAUUUGUUACAAAAGGUAUCACCCUCUGUGAUCAUGCAAGGUCUUCAUGACAAGCUCAAAGAUAUAAAGCUAUAUUGGACGCAACCAAACCGUCCCAACUUUGGUGGAGUCCAGUUUGCUAGCCCAGAACAGAUUUGGGACAAGCUUCAUGAAAAAGGGCAUCAUUUUUUAACAGGAAUCAACGGCGCUAUUUUUGGACUUGCUGGAGCCGAAAAUCAUGAUUAUCCCUUUCCGUACAGAAGCCUUAAUAAAAGAAGUGCUAAUGAUUAGGAACAUACAUUGUAUCUCUUUCACAUUUAUAAUAAAACGCUGUAAAUUGUGAGGUAAUUUCAGAAAAUAUUUUUCCUCAUUGUAUAAAUAGAAUGUGAAAAAGUGAUGCGAAAUUGUAGAGAGAUCAAUAUCUAAUUAAAUAAAGCGUCAAGUAGGUU